AUGGGUGCCACGAGAAGAUAUUUAUUUGGAAAGGAGGAGCGAGAUGUGUUCGCUGGUCGGCGCGCAGCAGCUGUCAAGCAGAAUCCAGGCUUUGUCCCUAGGAUCUAUAUAAGACGUUCUGAGAAACGAACAGGGUACCACGAUUUAACUGCAUCUGUUUUCGCUUAUUCAUGCCAGAAUUUUGUCAUUUCGAAAUGGGCCCCACGCAAGAAGCCAUCUACUACUUGCAAAGCUACCCGACAGGCUUCUGCGAUAUCCUUUGUGCGGUAUGGACUGCCAUAUGCAGAAAAAUCGACGGCGAAAUUUUCUGCUCGACCUCGGUUACCUGUGACAUCACGUCCUUCAGGUCAGCCGUUGACAGCGAAAGCCACCAAGAGGGAGACCACCGCCUUGCAGCAGUUCCGUUAG
Messenger RNA from Paracoccidioides lutzii Pb01, 408 nucleotides. RefSeq lists its product as hypothetical. The record is from RefSeq and is a predicted model, not a curated record. The transcript has a single exon. The coding region runs from base 1 to 408 and encodes 135 amino acids.